UGUUUUCAUGACAUUUCAUGGUUUCGGAAGUUCUAUAUUCUGUGGUUCUUGCAAGUAACAAUGCAGUGCCGCCCAUAGGCUUCUCUCAUCAGCCUAGUUGGCCAAAGAAUCACAGAGAAAUAUAUAUUUCUGCGACAGAACACCCAAUGACCUUGGAACAACUGUAACUAACUUAAUUGGCGCAGUCGGUCUGUCCGCUUUGCUGGUGCUGCUGGCGCCGUUAGGAACGGUCCGGCAGUCUUGAGUGCUCCUAACUUGCUUGGGUGAAUAAGCACAAUUUACAAUUGGCUGCCCAAUUAAAUGCGGUGGUCGUAUUAAUUUAAGUCUUUUCAAACUGUAUAUACUUUCGUGAAUCGCUUGUCGGCUGAGGAGGUUGCUCAGGAUGGACAGCGUUGUAAGUGUAAUUUUACCAGCAGCCGGUACAGGCGAAAGGAUGAAGAUGAAAGUGGCUAAACAAUUCUGUGAGGUGCAAGGAAAACCUGUGAUCUGUCACACAAUAAGCGCAUUUCUGCAAUACAGUUGGAUAUCGGAUAUCGUGGUCGUCUAUCCUCCAGACAAGCAUUCAUUAGUAUUCGGCGCUUUAAAGACCGCUGGUGUGCUGGAAAAGGUUGCACUUGUGCCUGGUGGAACGACGAGGCAUAGGUCAAUAAUGAACGGCAUGAAGCAUCUUGAGCAAGAUCCGCCGGACAUCGUGAUUAUUCACGACGCCGUUCGGCCCAUCGUACCAAGACUCGUUUUGGAGGAAGUUGUGCGGGAAGCAAAGCUCCACGGUGGUGCAGGGCCUGUUGUACCUCUUGUGUCAACAGUGCUGAAGAUUGACAGCAAAGGAUUCCUCGAGGAGUCGCUAGAUCGGUCCAGAUACGUUGCGAGUGAGACUCCGCAAGCAUUUCAGUACCACCUAUUGCUAAAAGCUUAUCAAAGGUGCACAGAAGAGGAUUACACCAACGGCACAGAGUGCCUUGCACUUUUGCAUAAACACUGUGGAGUAGCACCCAAGCUAGUUCCAGGAGCUGAUGAACUGUUUAAAGUUACAUACCGAAAAGAUUUGUAUGCUGCAGCUGGAAUGCUCCAGGGUGCACAGAGCACCUUACCUUAAAUACGAAACGUCAUGUUUGUGAUCUUAUUUUUUCAAUUGAUGAUGUGAUGUAAUUUGUUAUGGUGUUCUUAAUGCUCACAAAUGCCAAGUGACUGUAGAGACGCGGUUGCAAAAGAAAUCAUUUGACAGGAUUGCAUUGGACAUCAACAUGGUCAUUUUAUUCUUUAA
Molecule: messenger RNA, 1264 nt
Organism: Dermacentor albipictus
Lineage: Eukaryota; Metazoa; Arthropoda; Arachnida; Ixodida; Ixodidae
Product: D-ribitol-5-phosphate cytidylyltransferase-like
Biological process (GO): protein O-linked glycosylation via mannose; isoprenoid biosynthetic process
Cellular component (GO): cytosol
Molecular function (GO): 2-C-methyl-D-erythritol 4-phosphate cytidylyltransferase activity; D-ribitol-5-phosphate cytidylyltransferase activity
Source: RefSeq, a predicted model, not a curated record